Molecule: messenger RNA, 1570 nt
Organism: Lates calcarifer (barramundi perch)
Lineage: Eukaryota; Metazoa; Chordata; Actinopteri; Centropomidae
Gene: taldo1
Product: transaldolase 1
Exons: 8
Coding region: 82-1098 (338 amino acids)
Biological process (GO): pentose-phosphate shunt, non-oxidative branch; pentose-phosphate shunt; carbohydrate metabolic process
Cellular component (GO): cytoplasm; intracellular anatomical structure
Molecular function (GO): transaldolase activity
Source: RefSeq, a predicted model, not a curated record
GCUGCGCGCUCCCGUCUCUCUGACAUUCCGCCUGCUCUCACGUGUUUUCUGUGUAUAAAAGGGUCUCAGUCUCUGCUCAUCAUGUCCAGUGUGUCACCAGACAAACGGAGGAAGAUGGAGUCAGCGCUGAACCAGCUGAAGAAGCACACCGUGGUGGUGGCAGACACGGGAGAUUUUAACGCCAUUGAUGAGUACAAGCCCCAAGAUGCCACCACUAACCCAUCUCUUAUCCUGGCUGCUGCUAAGAUGCCAGCCUACCAGCACCUGUUGGAUCAGGCCAUUAAAUACGGCAUCGCCAAAGGCGGAACUGAAGAGGAGCAGGUAGCCAACACCAUGGACAAGCUGUUUGUGACUUUUGGGCUGGAGAUUCUCAAGAAGGUCCCAGGCAGAGUUUCCACUGAGGUGGAUGCCAGACUAUCUUUCGAUAAAGAGGAAAUGGUUGCCAAGGCCCUCAGGCUCAUUGCUCUCUAUGAAGAGGCAGGUAUCAGCAAGGAGCGUGUGCUCAUCAAGCUGUCAUCAACGUGGGAGGGGAUCCAGGCCGGCAAGGAGCUUGAGGAGAAGCACGGUGUUCACUGCAACAUGACCCUGCUGUUCUCUUUUGCUCAGGCUGUGGCCUGUGCAGAAGCAAACGUGACUCUUAUCUCACCCUUUGUUGGACGCAUCCUCGACUGGUACAAGGAGAAUACAGACCGUAAGAGCUACGAGCCACACGAGGACCCAGGUGUGCUGAGUGUGACCAAGAUUUACAACUACUACAAGAAGUUUGGCUAUAGCACGGUGGUGAUGGGCGCCUCCUUCAGAAACACGGGGCAGGUAAAAGCCCUGGCAGGCUGUGACCUGCUCACCAUCUCCCCUGGGCUGCUGGCAGAGCUCAGCCAGGAUCACAGCUCCGUUACAGAGAUGCUGAACGUGGAAAAAGCCAAGGCCUGUGAUCUGGAGAAGAUCCACCUAGAGGAGAAAGAUUUCCGCUGGCAGCACAACGAGGACCGCAUGGCCGUGGAAAAACUGUCCGACGGCAUCCGCAAGUUUGCUGCUGACGCCAUCAAGCUGGAGACCAUGAUCAAGGAGAAAAUGCUCAACGUGAAAAAUGGCCAGUAACGGGCAGAUGUGGCGUCUCCGGCCGUGUUGUCAGGAAGCAUAAGGAGUUAGGAGCCCGCCUUCUUUGUCCUCAGCUACCUGACAGAAGGUCCAAAGCACCAGAAGGCCUUUCCUCUCCUCAUCUGACCAAACUCCAGGGACCUCCUGAACAGACACCUUUCCUCUCUUAGGCUGGGACUGACACUAUUUUCUGACCAAACAUAAUGUAAAUGAUGAUUAAUGCUAAUGUUGGUGUGGAGUUGUUGUAAAAUAGUCUUAAUAUUUACUAGAAACUUGGCCAGAGGAGGAACAAAAGAAGAAACGGCUUAAUGAGACUUGGCUUAGUCUCUUUGAGUAUUAAUCAUGUGACUACUACACAGGACCAUUUUGACAAUUUUGUUACAGACUUUAGACAAAUGAAGACAAUUGUACCAUCAUUCCUCAGAAUCUUUCACAUUUUGCUCUUUUGAAUAAAUGAAUAUCUCAGCCUUCA